This is a messenger RNA of Nilaparvata lugens (brown planthopper), 2808 nucleotides long. It is a transcript of the gene phr6-4, whose product is annotated as cryptochrome-1. The coding region runs from base 395 to 2266 and encodes 623 amino acids. The record is from RefSeq and is a predicted model, not a curated record. Gene Ontology annotation, molecular function: FAD binding; DNA binding. NCBI's taxonomy places the organism in Eukaryota, Metazoa, Arthropoda, Insecta, Hemiptera, Delphacidae. The transcript is spliced from 13 exons. Gene Ontology annotation, cellular component: cytoplasm; nucleus. Gene Ontology annotation, biological process: negative regulation of DNA-templated transcription; entrainment of circadian clock by photoperiod; circadian regulation of gene expression.
UGCCUCUGUGACGUCAUAAGUCACGUUGCUUCUAAUGUGUGUGUCUGGAAAUGUCUGCUGGCUGGUAAUGGUGUUUUGUUCAAGUCUUUGUGCGUUCCAAUAAGAAUUAAUUCAUUCCAGUUUAAUUUGAAUUUGCUAAUGGCAAAUGUUAUAAUCCCUUCCUAAAUCUACUAUUAGUUACAGUAGAAGUGAUCAUAACCUCUCGUGAACUGUCAGUUUAUUCAGAAAGUGCGCCGCUGUAGAUUGUGAACGAUUUUCUCAGUUAUCACGUUUGCUAAUCAUAUCACUCAGUGUCACUGGAUAUCAACUUGUUUCAAAUAAUGGUGUGUGAAAAAUAUUGUUGUAGUGAUCACAAUGAAAUAAUGAUGUCUUUCUUGAAAUAACGUGGCGUGUAAUGACAGGUGAGGUGGUUCCAUCACAAUGCGGAUGGUCUCGGGGUCAGGACAUGAUGGGAGGAGGGAGAGGAGUGGGAGACAACAGAAUGCAGCGGAUACCGCAGGAAGGAGGAGGAGUGGGAGGAACCAAGAAACAGGCGGGAGGAGGGGGACAGAAGCAUACCGUGCACUGGUUCAGGAAGGGUUUGCGUCUUCACGACAAUCCCAGCCUUAGGGAGGGGCUGAGGAAUGCUACCACUUUCAGGUGUAUUUUCAUUCUGGACCCGUGGUUUACUGGGGCAUCCAAUGUCAGCAUCAAUAAGUGGAGGUUUCUGCUGCAAUGCCUGGAGGAUCUUGACAAUAGUUUGAAAAAGUUGAACUCUCGACUUUUUGUUGUCAGAGGACAACCAGCUGAUGUGCUUCCUAAAAUUUUUAAAGAAUGGGGAACGACAAACCUGACGUUCGAGGAGGACCCGGAGCCGUUCGGAAGGGUGCGUGACCAGAACGUGAUGGCAAUUUGCAAGGAAAUGGGAAUCACUGUCGUGUCCAGGGUCUCGCAUACUCUCUACAGACUUGAUGAUAUAAUUGAUAAGAACGGCGGAACAGCCCCGCUGACGUAUCGCAAAUUCCAGACGGUGGUGGCGUCACUGGAUGAGCCACCCAAGGCUGAACCCACUGUCACCGCAAAGGUGGUUGCCACGGCGGUGACCCCCAUCAAUGAAGACCAUGACGACAAGUUUGGUGUGCCUUCUCUCGAGGAACUUGGCUUUGACACAGAAGGCUUACUGCCUCCGGUUUGGCAAGGAGGGGAAUCAGAAGCCUUAGCCAGGCUUGAACGGCAUUUGGAAAGAAAAGCAUGGGUAGCUUCCUUUGGUAGGCCCAAAAUGACUCCACAAUCUCUUCUUGCAAGUCAAACUGGUCUGAGUCCAUAUCUACGUUUUGGAUGUUUGUCUACAAGACUGUUCUAUUAUCAACUGUCGGAUCUGUAUAAAAAGAUAAAGAAAGCAGCACCGCCUCCUUCUUUGCACGGUCAGCUGUUGUGGCGAGAGUUCUUCUACUGUGCGGCGACAAACAACUCCAACUUCGACCGAAUGGUCGGCAAUCCCAUCUGUGUGCAGAUACCGUGGACCAACAAUCCUGAAGCGCUUGCCAAGUGGGCCAACGGCCAAACUGGAUUCCCUUGGAUCGACGCGAUAAUGCAUCAGCUGAGGGAGGAGGGGUGGAUCCACCAUCUAGCCAGGCAUGCGGUCGCCUGCUUCCUUACUAGAGGCGACCUCUGGGUGUCCUGGGAGAAAGGAAUGGUGGUCUUUGAUGAACUGUUGCUGGAUGCCGAUUGGUCGGUGAAUGCAGGCAUGUGGAUGUGGCUCUCCUGCUCGUCGUUUUUCCAGCAGUUUUUCCACGUCUACUGUCCGGUUCGCUUUGGACGUCUUGCCGACCCCAGUGGUGACUUCAUCAGGAGAUACGUGCCCGCCCUGAAGAACUUUCCGUCGGCGUACAUCCACGAGCCGUGGAAUUGCCCUGUCGAGCUGCAGCGGAGUGCCAAGUGCAUAAUAGGCGAGGACUUCCCCCUCCCCAUGGUCAACCACGUGCAGGCGUCACGUGUCAACAUGGAGCGCCUCAAGCAGGUCUACAGUCGCCUCGCCGAGUUCCGAAACAAUAAUAUGCAUCUAAUGCGACCACUGCCCUCCCCCUCUGGCCCCACCACCUCCAACGGUGUGAUGACGAUGUUGAUGGACAACUGUGAGAUCUCCUCGCAGUCGAAUCACGUGGUCAAUGGCAUCAAGAACGAGAGGAACUCGAAAGAGUCCAUCGACAAGGCAAUGUUCAACACACCCUUUCUGCCCAAACACAAGGAUAAGUUGAAUCAGAAGCGGUUCAUUAUGCACAAGUGAGAAGAAGGAUAAUUGAAAGAGGAUUCGACGGGUGCGUUUUGAGGUUAUGUGUCUCGGGAGGUUUGAACGUGAAGUAUAGACCACUUCUGUCAUUGGCUGUGUAUUGUUUACACAAUGAAAUUAUGGACUUUUAAUAUUACGACUUAAAUUGAUGUGUAUAUAAUUAUAAUCAACGAAAACAAUGCUUUCAUUAGUAUAAAUAUAAUAUAAACCUACAGCUUUAAGUUAAGAUUUGACAAUGAUUGGUCAUGGUGUAAAGUGUUAUUCCAAAACUUAUAUAUUUUCCAUGUAUUGUAAUUUUUCAAUAUUAACGAUCUAUUCAACACGAUUUUUUUUAGAAGUUGGAUUUAUAAAUGUUUUUCAUGAAUCAUCAUCUUCGAUUUUUAAAUUUUUGGUAGGCCUACCCUAGUAUUUUGACUGAUUAUUAGUAGCCUAAUCAUUCUCAAAACUUUGAACUGUUAUUUUACAGUAUUUAAAAUGUAUUAUUGAAAAAGAAAUAGGAUUUGCAUUCAUGUUUUAGCUAUCCUAGAAUGGAGCCUUGG